This is a messenger RNA of Ruditapes philippinarum (Manila clam), 7470 nucleotides long. Its product is annotated as protein phosphatase 1 regulatory subunit 37-like. Lineage: Eukaryota; Metazoa; Mollusca; Bivalvia; Venerida; Veneridae. Gene Ontology annotation, molecular function: protein binding. The record is from RefSeq and is a predicted model, not a curated record. The coding region runs from base 3 to 3314 and encodes 1103 amino acids. The transcript is spliced from 12 exons.
AAAUGGAUGCAGCUGUUAUUUCAGCUGUGUCACCUAAAUCUUCAUGUGAAAAUGACCAAAUAAAUAAUGAAAUUUCAGAGCAAGAAUACUCCCCAUCAUCAACACCAAAACAGGAAGUAAACAAACAAGUAGUUGAAUUACCCAAUGAAGACUCAUGUAAAGAUGAUCAAGUUCCUGUUGUUCAGACUAAUACUGAUGCGAAUGUGGGUGAUAAAGCUGUGAUAUCAAAUGGCUGUUCAGACACUGAAAAUAAAAAACCUGGCAAAAAAAUGAAAAGAAAUGUAUUCUUUCCAGUUGACUCAACUAUAGUAAAAGGAUACUUGGAUCCUCCAGAUCCAUGGAAAGAUGUUCCUGACUGGAGAACAGAGGAUUUACUAAAAGCUUACAAGAGAGGAUGUGAGAAGCACAACUCUAAACCAUUGAAUAAAGUCUUGCAACAACUACAGUGUAUAGAAAAUGUUGGUGAAAGAUAUGAAAUCCUCAGUUUGAAAGGAGAACGGUUAGAUUUAAAGCAAGUGGAGAGUUUGGAAGAAAUAUUUAAACAUGUGAGAUUUCGUUGCGUUGAUGUAGAGGCUACACAUCUAGACGAUGAGAUGGCUGUUGCAUUAUUUGAGAUGGUAGAAUACUAUGAGUCAGCCUGUAAACUAAACAUUUCUUUCAACAAAGGUAUUGGUCCUAGAGGAUGGAUGUCUUGCUCUAAACUUGUAAGAAGGACCCCAUGCUUGACAUUCAUAGAUGCUCGUAACUGUGACCUGAAUGAAAGGGUAAUUCCAAUUAUGGGUCGUGCUUUACGUAUGGGUUGCUUCCUACAACGACUGCAUUUACAAAAUGCUGGUCUGGCAGGCAGAGCACUUGUUAUUCUUGUUGCUGCAGUGAAGAUGAAUGAGAUAUUGAAAGAGUUGUUUAUUGGUGACAACAAGUUCAUGCCAACAGAUGGUGUACAGAUUGGUAACCUGCUGAAAUACAACCAUAAAUUGGAGCUUCUUGAUCUCAGGAACAAUCAUCUUCAGGAUGUAGGUGUGGGUCAUAUUUGUGAUGGUUUAUCAGAGCAGUGUUUAGAUACAGGGCUACUUACACUUGUUCUGUGGAACAAUCAGAUUACAUUCCAGGGCAUGUCUGCCGUUAAUAAAGCUCUGACCUCAGCAGAACACCUUGAAACAUUGAAUCUUGGACAUAAUCCCAUCACAAAUGAAGGCAUUCAUAUUCUCAAAGAUGGGCUGUUAAAAUCCAAAGGUCUCUUAAAGCUUGGUUUGUCUGGAACUAAAGUAUCUUGUGAAGGAGCUGUUGCCCUAGCUGAAGUGAUAGCAGAUAAUACAAGACUAGUGAGAUUAGAUUUACAGGAGAAUGAUAUUAAAACAGCUGGUCUGAUGGCCCUAUCUUUGGCCCUUAAAGUUAAUGAGAGUAUCACAAGGCUUGAUGUUGACAGAGACACCAAGAAAGAAUCAGGUGUUAAAGAUUAUGCAGACCAACAAAAAAGAUUGCAAAAAGAUAUAAGUACUUUACUUGAGAGAAAUCGAGAUCUUAUGCACAAACGAGAAGAAGAACAAAGACAAAUUGAGAUAAAAAACCAAGAAAAUGCACGGAAACUACAAGAAGCUGCUUGCGACAUAUCCCUUGAAGAAUCACAUGAUUACAUUCCAUCUGGUGAUGGUAUACAUAGACCAAAACUUCUGUUCCUACCAUUAACGCCUAUAUGUCCAGAACAUGAACUAGAUUCUCCUGAACUAGGAGGGAAGUUUAUUCUUGAAGCAUCUCCACCCGUACAGACUAUACAGUUAGCACCUCCUGCUGGGUCUGAUUUACUCAGUCCACAAUAUUGUCCAAACCCUAAAGCAACUGCCAAAAAAAUAUUUUCAGUGACACGUGUUACAAGCCCUACAGGAUUAACUACAAAAGGUGGUGAUCCCUCAAGUGGUUUUAAAUUUCCAAAGUUCAGUUCUUCAGCAGCUGAUGUGAUAAAUUCUCCAACACAGGUACAUCCCCCUGUAGGACGUGGUAUGGAUACUUCUACUUCACAAGUGAUACCUCAACUUGUGCCACCAUUACCAACUGUAGAUUUGCCAUCUUUAAACACAGCCAUUCCUCUAUCAGUAGAUAUGCACACCACAGCUGAUAAGACAAGUCCUGGCUCUUUACAAAGGGUUAUUGAAGACCAAACACUUGUUUCAUACAUUCAACAAAUUGUUGACAAUAAUGUGGAAACAGGAAAUACUAAAAUAGACAAUGUCAGUGACCAAUCUAAUGCAGAAAGUAAUUUAGAAAAGGAGCCGGUUGAAGAUGAACAUAGUGCAAAUAAUAAUGCAAGUGGUGAAACAGGUCAUGAAUUUUCCAAGAUUGUUGUUACAGUUGAUACAGAAUCACUUGAUAAAACUGCUAAUGAUUCCGCAAGAAAAUCUGAAUAUCAGUGUAAUGAAUGUACUGAAAAUUGUACUGAUGGUAAAGAAGUUGAAUUGAAUGAAAAUGACCAACUUGCUAAGAGAAAUACAGAAAAAGCACUGACAGAGGAAGAGGGUAAGAGUGGAAAAGAUUUUAUAGGGGAAGAAAGUGUAACAAGUAACUCCAAAAAAUGUGAUAAAUUGCCAGAAGAAAACAUUCCUGAUGCUGAAGAUAUUGAAAACUCAGUGCUUAAAAAAGACAUUAAAUAUCAAAAGAAAACACAACAUAUAGAUUUUGAUGAAAGCGAUGUAAAAUCUGAAUGUGACACUUGCUCAAAGACUACUGUAGGUGGAGAUAGUACAGGUUCUAGUCAAGAUGUAGAGUUGUCAAAAUACAAAUGUGAUUCUGAAGAAGUGCAAAGAUCAGAACUGAAGAGUUUGUCAGAACUUGAUAUGCCAAGUUUAUCAGAUGACUCCUGUGAUGUUGAAAUUAACAAAGAUGAUGAUAUAAAUGGAGAGUUUGUUGAUUGCGUAGCAACUGAAGAUAAUGUUUGUGAUACUGAAACUGAUAAAAAUGUAGUAAAAGGUAAUCAAGAAAAGCGAAAUUGGACUGAUAAGGAAAAUGGUGAUGCUGAACCUUGGAAUACAGUGAAUGAGUCGGAUAUUGUAGAAAGUAUGUCUUCCAUUGAAGACACUUCACUCAUUGGGAGCAAUAAUAAACCAGACUUUCAUACCAACCUUACAUUUAAUGGAUUGAGACAGGAACUAGCAAGCUUGAUAGACGAAGAAGCAGGCAGUUCAUCUGGCAAUCAGUUAACCACUGCAAAUGGUGACAUUCUAAAUAAUGGUGGCAAUACUGAAACAUAUACUCAAAAUGGUGCAGAAACAACAUCUGAAUGGCUGGACACAUCUGUCGUGGAUAGCGGAGCCUCAUCUUGAUGGUUGUCUCGAUAGUUACAACAACAACAAAUUGAGGAGAUAAUGGUCUUACCCAGUAAUUAAUAGACUAGAACAAAAAUUAAUUCUAGCUUGAAAAAAAAAAUGUUUUGAAAAAGAUUUAAUUCAUGUAAAUGUUAGAUUCUUCAGAAAAAAAUGUGGAUGACUUGGUAAUACAACUUACAAGUUUGUUCUAAUCAAACUUGCACUUAGUAAAUCUCCCUGGAAGUUAAAAUAAACAUGUUUGUUUAAAAUGGUUUUUUUAAAGAAAUUCUAGUAUUGAAAUAGGGAACAUUAUAUUGACUAUUCUGAGUGAAAGCAUUCACACAAGAAUUGUUUAACCAUUGUUAAAAUUAAAAUGUUAUAAAUUGAUCCAUAUGUCAGAUAAAUUUUAAAUUUUAGCAUAACUUGCUACAAUUCACUUUUAUUUAUGAUAAUUUAAUGAUGUUAUAUUAGAUGCUCUCAUUUUUCUUGGUAUUUUAAUGGCAGUGUCAUCUCCCAUGUGUCUAUUUAGGAAUAACUUCAUACCAUCCAGUUGAAUGAAUGUAAAUUUCACAAAUCUUUAGUCAAUUUAACAUGAGCAGAAUUUUGUUUAAACUUGUUAAAUGGUACUGUUAUGUUGAUACUAGAUUUGUUGUAAAUUGUGAUUAGUGCUUAAACUUUCUUACUUCUAUGAAGUUGAACAAAUAUGCUAUAGUUUGGGUGGAUAGAAUCAUUAAAUAUUUCCUGAUAUUAGGUAUGUCUAAAGUUUUGGUACAGAGGCUGUUUAGUAACUAUAGAAUCAAAUAUGUUUUAAGUGGUAUUUUUUGUUAUGCUGUCAAAGUGUACUUGGUGUUAUGAAAUAAAGAUUUUUGCUUUCAUAUAAGUAGCAUUGGCCUGCUAGUUAAAAUAUUUCUGCCCAACUGAAGGAUACUGUGAUCAGGAACAUAUUUCCUUGUAUCUUGUUAGUUUAAGAAAGCAGGCUACAUAAUGGUUCAUCUAAUCAUACUGGAACAUAAAUAAAUUAUGUUUAGACAAAAUAAGAAUAUUCAUUAAAACUGGCUUGAAACAGAAUCAAAGAUCUUCAAUAAACUAUUGUUACAUUAGCAGCCUCGGAAUCAGAACUGAGAUGUUCAUAAUUUUGAAUAUAAUUUUAGACUUUAAGGUCUUAAGUAUAAGAUUUUAAAGUGUGAUUAUCAUCUGUGAUAAUUGUAUAGAGAUGCAAUACAAAACCACUGUGUUGAGGAUAUGCAUGCAUUUAUUUGGUUGUAUUUUAGAAGCUGUAGUAAUAUAUAACACAUGUAAGACUAGGUUUAAAAUGAUCUUUUAUGGUAAAAGUCUUAUUUUUAGGAAGAUUAAAUGUUAUCUUUGAUUCAGUGUUGCAGCAGUAUCUUAUAAAAUAUUAUAUUGUUAUGAGGGUAAAUAGAUUUAAAACCACUCAAUUAGCUUACAAACACUAGCUGAGUGGAGCAUAUUUUUUUACCUUUAUACAAGUAAAAAAUACUGAUGUUUCAUUAGUAUUUGCAGUAAAUGCUUGGAGAUUUUAUGGAAAAACAUUUUUUUAAAGAAAAUUACUUCAACUGUCGUUUUAAAUCUAGCCCUGACAUGAGUACACUGUGUAUACCUUAAACUUUGAAACAAAACAUGUAACCAAACAUUACUGGACAUUUCAUAUAGUAAUAUACUCUAUUGAAAGAUUUAUUUCUAUAUUUACAAGCUUUCAUUUUCAGUUAUUCAAUUUUAUUUUGUAGUAAAAUGAAGGUAAUUGCUUUGGUUGUGAGUUAUUUUUACCUCAUUUUAUGAGCUAGGGGAGGGGAGCAAAAAGGUAGAUGAUCCAUUAAGGUUGUACACUGUGUAAUCAAUUACUAAGAUAAGGUGUAAGUAAAUGGCAAAGUUCCAUGAUUUGUUGCAAUUUUUUCUCUGACCUCAUAUUUCUACUUACUAUGGUUUGAUUUGAUUUUUAUUUGUAUGAAAGUCUUACACUAGUAAAUAAGUAUAAACAUGUAGCUUAUGCUUCAUUUAAAACAUAAUUGUAUCAUGUUACCAUACAGGAAGAAAAAAUAUACAUUCUAUUGUUAUUUUCUUUGGACAGUAAUGAAACUUUGAGCUAAAGCAUUAAAAAUAUUGUUUUGACACAGAUAUAUCUAAAAAAAAGUGUCCCUAGUGUUACUUUAGUAAGAUGUGUAAAUAGUUUAAUACUCAUAAGCACAGUCCCAGUAUGUCAUCACAUAAUUUUUGCUAGAAAUUUUCAUCAUUGUAUAUGAGGAUAAGUAUUAACAUUAAGACAAACUGGUUUACUAUAAGUCAUUGUUGCAUUAUACACUAGAUAGUCUGUGAGAUUUUACUGAGAUUAUUUGAAAUGCUAAAAGUCUCUGAACUCAUGACCAUAAAAUUAAUCAACUCUGCUUGAAAAAAGGAUACAGUGUCACCUCUGCAGAAUGACCCUGUGAAGAGCAAUUACCUAUUUACAAGAAUAUUUACAUCUACGACCAAAAUCUUUGUCUCCCAUAGGUUGUUGUUCUGCAGAGAUUUUACUGUAUCUACAUAAUGGAAGUAUUUCAAACUAUUUUACUGUUCAUAUGUAUUUUUGCUUCUGCUGUCAAAUGUUUAUAAUCACGUGGCAAGAAAAUAAAAGCUUAGCUAUGAGUUGUCUGUCUGAUUUCACAGAGAAAGUUGGAAAUGUUUAGCUAUUAGUUCAUCAUCUUUCAACUAACAAAUAUAAUUUAUGUCAAUUAAUGUAUUGGAAUUAUUCUAUUGUGUACACAUACAUGAGCAAAUUUUAAAACUAACUGUAGUUGUUUCCAUACUACAGAAUUCUAUCGAUUUUUUUUCAUAAGGGAAAAUCAAAAUUGCGGAAUUUUUGUGUAGAUUUCAGACUUCAGAUUUUCUUUUAUUAAUUUUCAGAUAUUGUUAUAGUAAAUGCUAGUACAUGUAGGUAUAAUAAAAAAUCUAUUGUUUCUGUAAAGUUCUUUAACAGCUCAUAACCAUUUGUUAGGACCAGGGUAUUGUGCAUUAAUAGAUUGACUUAUUAUUUAACAUAGAAUGAUUAUAACUUACCACUGUGAAAAAUAUAUUUUAGCAGCGCCAAGACAAAACCAACAUAGUGCGUUUGCGACUGCAUGGAUCCUGAUCAGACUGCGCAGAUGUGCAGGCUGGUCUGGAUCCAUGCUAGUCGCAAAUGCACUAUGUUGGUUUUGUCAUGGCGCGGCUCAUUUGUAUUUUCUAAUACAUGUAUAUGAAUAUGUUUGUUAAAUUUAAUUAAAAGCAUCUCAUUAAACAGAUCUCCAUGUUCUCACAUCGUAAUGCACCUGCAACUGACUUGAUUUACUUACCUCUUGAUUAUGUUUUCUUGCACCAGUCAAUAGUAAAGAAGUAUCUAGAAGUGUGAUAUUACUCACAAGAAAAAAAUAAUAGGUUACUGUAUAAUACUUUCUAUUUGUUUGUGACGAAAAUGAAAUUUUAUUGUUUUCCACCUUUAAGACAGUGGCAGGUUAAAUUCCGUAUACAUUGUAAUUAAAUAAGAGGUGACUGACUUUUAGAUUCACGGUCCAUCUUUGACAUAAAACAGUUUACUGUCACAAUUUGUAAGGCUGAAUGAUGAUGUAGUUUUUUAAUGCUCUAUAUUUUUGGACCAAAUUAGUUGUUUGUGCAGAUAGAUGAAUUGUCAUUUUAUGUCAUGUAUAUUCUGAUGUGUUAUGUAUUUAGGUAAGAAUUGUAUGAGAUUUUCAUGAUAAGGGAAAUAGCAGUUCUUCUUUGUUUUUUUUUCCUUUCCAAAAGUCUAUGUAAUCGUAAAAAUAAUUUUGGUCCUAUUUAUUACUAAGUUAACCAUAAAAAAUUGUCGAGGGAUUGGUAGUUGGCUUAAUUAAUUGAUUGCUGUUCUCUAGCUCUGCCAGCAAUUUUUUACAACAUGAAUAUUUUAACUUUACUUUGCUUUGUGUUAGAACAAAAUAGGCCAAUGACACUUGAAUAAAUGUUUAUUAUGGUUUAAAUGAAAGAAAAUAUAUGUGAGAUAAUAUUAGAUUAGGAAUUAAACAGAUUGUUUACCUGUAUAUAAUAAUGAAAUAUAUAUAUAUAAAUGUUAGUAUUGUUUAGAUAUGUGUAAAUGCAAAUAUUGAUGAAAUAUGUUUAAAUGUAAAUGCAAUGUUAAUUUAUGCAUAAUAUAGCUAAUUAUUUGGGUUAA